Messenger RNA from Onychostruthus taczanowskii (white-rumped snowfinch), 3134 nucleotides. Its product is annotated as LETM1 domain-containing protein 1-like. Gene Ontology annotation, biological process: intracellular monoatomic cation homeostasis. The transcript has 8 exons. Gene Ontology annotation, molecular function: ribosome binding. Gene Ontology annotation, cellular component: mitochondrial inner membrane. The coding region runs from base 94 to 1023 and encodes 309 amino acids. The record is from RefSeq and is a predicted model, not a curated record. NCBI's taxonomy places the organism in Eukaryota, Metazoa, Chordata, Aves, Passeriformes, Passeridae.
CGCGCCCGGAGCCCCCGGCACACGGGCACUUCUGGCGCGGCAGCCAAUCAGCGCUGGGAGCCGCACGUGACCGCCGCCCUGUGAGCCGCCAAGAUGGCGCUGCCCGGGGCCGCGGCCCGGGGGGGGCUUUGGCGCCUCGGCCCCGCCGCCCUGAGCCCCCCGCGGGGCCCGAUGCAGCCGCAGCUCGCUCUGGCCGUGUCCAGCUCCCCGCUGUGUUCCCAGGUCCGUUCUCUCUCGUCCCGCGCCUCCUCCCGAGCCCUCGUGGCCGCCGUGGCCGCCGCUGCCCGGCGGGUGAGCGCCCGGUACGAGCGGUACCUGGAGAGGAGCUGGCCCCGGUUCUACCUCCUGCACAGCACCUUCAAAACGGGGGUGCAGGCGCUGUUCCUGGAGGUGCAGGAGAUCAGGAGGAUCAGGGCCAGGAUGGCCCAGCUGCAGCUGAGCCCGCAGCAGCUCCCGUACCGCGACAUGGAGCGCCUGCGCCAGUUCCGCAGGGACGUGCUCAAGGCCAUUCCCAUCGGGAUCAUCGCCAUCCCCCCCUUCGCCAACUUCCUGGUGCUUGUCCUGAUGUAUUUCUUCCCUCGGCAGCUGCUGAUCAGGCACUUCUGGACGCCCAGGCAGCAGCUGGAGUUCCUGGAUGCCUACGACUGCCGCCGCAGGGCCUCGUACCCGGCCGUGCUGCGGGCGCUGGCGCGGGCAGCGCGCUCCCUGCCCGAGGCCCAGCCCCAGCAGCUCCUCCUGCAGCUCUGUGCCCAGGUGCAGGGAGGUGCCCAGCCCGGCCUGGCCCAGCUCCUGGCUGUGAGGAGUUUGUUCUCGGGGUCCCUGCUGGUGCUCAACAGGCUCCAGGUGGAUCAUGUGGCCUGUUACCUGCGUGGGCUGAACUCCACUCACCUGGGCCAGGCCGAGUGCCAGGCGUGGCUGGAGCAGUGGCUCAGGCUCUCCUGUGAGCUCCAAGCCUCGGAGUCCUCUCUGCUGGCCCACAGCAUGGUGCUGCUGGCCCUCAACCACAGCCAGCCCCCCGAGUGACAGCGGGUGCCAGCCGUGUCCCCUGCCAGCUGCUGCUGCCACGUCCCGAGCCGGCCGGGCCGUGCCCUCGCGGCCUCCGUGGCACGGCCACCAGAGCUGCUGGCUUCCUUGUUCCAGUAAUUAACCGCGUCUCGUUAAUUGUGGGGAGAGCGAGCGGCUCCCUCAGCUGGGGGUGCUCCUGUGGGAUCUGCUGGAGCCUCUGUGGGAUCUGCUCAAUGUUCCUGUGGGAUCUGCUGGAGCCUCUGUGGGAUCUGCUCAAUGUUCCUGUGGGAUCUCCUGGAGCUUCUGAGGGAUCUGCUCAGUGUUCCUGUGGGAUCUGCUGGAGGGUCUGUGGGAUCUGCUGGAUGUACUCAUGGGAUCUGCUCGAUGUUCCUGUGGGAUCUUCAGGAUGUUCUUGUGGGAUCUGCUCAAUGUUCCUGUAGGAUCUGGUGGAUGUUCCUGUGGGAUCUCCUGGAGGUUCCUGUGAGAUCUGCUGGAGGUUCCUGUGGGAUCUGCUCAAUGUUCCUGUGGGAUCUGAUGGAGGUUCUGUGGGAUCUUCAGGAUGUUCCCAUGGGAUCUGCUCAGUGUUCCCGUGGGAUCUGCUCAAUGUUCCUGUGGGAUCUCCUGGAGGUUCCUGUGAGAUCUGCUGGAGGUUCCUGUGGGAUCUGUUGGAUAUUCCCUUGGGAUCUGCUGGAUGCUUCCCCUGGGAUUUGGUGGAUGCUUCCCAUGGGAUCUUCAGGAUGUUCCUAUGGGAUCUUCAGGAUGUUCCUGUGGGAUCUUCAAGAUGUUCCUAUGGGAUCUUCAUAAUGUUCCCGUGGGAUCUUCUGGGUGUUUCCAUGGGAUCUUUUGGAUGUUCCCAUGGGAUCUGCUGGAUGUUCCCAUGGGAUCUGCUGGAUGUUCCCGGGGGAUCUGCUGAUGUUCCCGUGGGAUCUGCUGAUGUUCCUGUGGGAUCUGCUGGGCUUUCCCGUGGGAUCUGGUGGCCCUGACUCCCUGCUGGAGCGUUUUCCUGUUUCUUUUCUCCUCUGAACAGCCUUAAACCUCCCAGCCCUCGCCCAGGGCUUGAGGAGCCCCUUGGGGUCCCCCCGAGCCUCCCAGGUUCCUGUGGGAUUUCCUUUUGGGAUUCUGGAGCAGGAGGGGAGUCUGGAGUCCAUGGGAGAGUCAGGAGGGGUUGGGAAGGGCUGAGGGGGGGGGUCCCAGGACUGCACCCCCCCCCUCCCAAAUUCAGCCUCCUUGGAGCCCCUUUGACCUUUCCCCCUUCGUUUCCCACUCCAGGAACUUUGGGGUUAAACCCCCCUGCCCCCCCCCGGCCGAGGAAUCCCUGCUGGCAAAGGGAAUUCAGCCCAGACCGGAGGAACUGGUGGCUCCACUGGUUUGGGGGUGGCUCUGGUGUCCCCCUGGGGGGACAUGGCCGUGGGGACACCUGGAAAAUUUCCCUUUUAAAGCGUUUUUGGGGUAUAAAGGGGUGGGAGCCACCCCCUUCCUCACCACUCCCUGCUGGAUUUUGGGAAUUUCAGAGCCCCCCCUUGAGGAAUUCACCCCUUAUCAGCCACAAUUCUGAUUUAAAUCUACUUGAACCAUUUAUUUCCUUUUUCCACUGAAAUAUUCCCUUUAUAAUAGAGAAUUUUGGGAAUUUCAGAGCCCCCCCCUUGAGGAAUUCACCCAAUUUCAGCCACAAUCCCCAUCUAUUUUAACAAUUAAUUUUCUUUUUCCACUGAAAUAUUCCCCUUAAAUACAGCAUUUUUGUGAAUUUCAGAGGCCCCCCCUUGAGGAAUUCACCCCUUUUCAGCCACAAUUCUGAUUUAAAUCUUGUUUAACGAUUUAUUUUCUUUUUCCACUGAAAUAUUCCCUUUAUAAUAGAGAAUUUUGGGAAUUUCAGAGCCCCCCCUUGAGGAAUUCACCCUUUUCCAGCCACCCACAAUUCUGAUUUAAAUCUACUUGAACCAUUUAUUUUCUUUUUCCACUGAAUAUUCCCUUUAAAUACAGCAUUUUUCAGGAAAAACGAGCCCAUUGUUAAUGUGCCCAUUAUUUGUGGGCAUGGUUGGAAAAACAAAAAUUGUAACAUUGAAGAGAAGCUUUAUAUUCACAACAUUUGGGAAAAUAAAAAUAAAAAAUCCGGUGGGAGCUUGGAGGAA